This is a messenger RNA of Kalmanozyma brasiliensis GHG001, 2334 nucleotides long. RefSeq names its product Protein kinase domain protein. The coding region runs from base 1 to 2334 and encodes 777 amino acids. The record is from RefSeq and is a predicted model, not a curated record. Gene Ontology annotation, biological process: protein phosphorylation. The transcript has a single exon. NCBI's taxonomy places the organism in Eukaryota, Fungi, Basidiomycota, Ustilaginomycetes, Ustilaginales. Gene Ontology annotation, molecular function: ATP binding; protein kinase activity.
AUGUCCUCAUCUCAUCGACCAUCGCCGCUCAGACUGUCAGAUGCAGCCUGGGUGACCACCGACAUUAUUAAUCCAUCACGACCGGAAUCGCAACCUAGCUCAACGAGCCGUGACCUCGUGCCAGCUCCUCGACCCAGCGAUCUCCAAAUCGUUUUACGAACCAGAAACCAUGCAGCCUACUACGAUCCCGCCUCGAACGAGCUGUCUCUUCAAAAGCGCAAUCCGCGCCAGUCCCUCGGCUCACCGGAAUCUAGCCCCACACCCAACGACGCCCGCCUCGUGCGGCGCCCCAGCGAGAGCGAUUCCUUCCACGGCAUCGUGAACCGCUUCGCUGGCUCUCGACCUCUGAACAGCAGCAAUGUCCAGGAAGCAAUCUGCCCGACCUGCGCUCGUCCGUGGCCAAUCAGCCAAGAGGAUCCCCUCGAAGCAGACUUUGACCGGCGAUUUCAGUCCCACAACUCUGACCGUGAUCCACCCUCGUUCACCGCACCCAAUUACUUUCGCUUGCUCGCCCAGGCUGUGACAACCAGCACAAAUUCGCCCAACCCUGGCAGCAGCGGCUUCAACACGCGCCCCGACACUCCCAACCUUCUGCCUCGGAAUCGGUUCGAAUCCGCUUCUGGCACCUCGACACCGCUCCGCUCGGGCGCAUCCACUCCACCGGAACACAUCCAUCAGUCUUCCGAAGCACAAGGCUACUAUGCGCGCUUCUUUGUUGAGCUCAAGCGUCUCGGACGUGGCGCUCGCGGCCAAGUCUUUCUCUGCCAGCACGUGCUAAACGGCAACAAGCUCGGCAAGUUUGCCAUUAAAAAGAUCCCCGUCGGCGAUCACGCACAGAGCUUGCUGCAGAGCCUCAACGAGGUGCACCUCAUGGAGUCAUUGCACCAUCCGAACCUGAUUCACUAUCAACAUGCUUGGAUCGAGAGGUGUCAGUUGAGCGCCUUCGCGCCCGAGGUGCCGACAUUGUUCGUGCUCAUGAUGGCCGCGAAUGGUGGGAGCCUCGCCGACUGGAUCUCGGCGCGGGCUGGAGAAGCAACGGCUGCAGCUGGCGAGAGUGGCAGAUCGGAUUCGGGGCGAGCGACCAGUGUUGGUUUCUCUCAUCUACGAGAUGGCAAGGCUGGUACAAGCGGCGACGGGCAGAAGCAGGGCAAGAAGGAAGAAGACGUAGCGACCGUCAAUCCAGCGGAACGACUCAGGAUCGAGCGGCUCAAGGCUGCCUUGCGCCAACGACGGGCCAAUCGCACCGCUGCGAACAAGCAGACCUCUGUCUCGCCGCGUCCCAUCGACCCUCAAAUCGAAACGGAAGUUGGCGUCCACCUCCUCCGCGAAGACGAAAUCUACAGCCUGCUCACCGACAUCACUUCCGGUCUCGCCUUCCUCCACGAUCGCGGCAUUCUUCAUCUCGACAUCAAGCCGGGCAAUGUCCUUCUUCACUGGGACGAAGACUCGCUCAUCCCACGCGCCAUGCUUUCCGACUUUGGCUCUUCACUUUUGCUUCACGAUAACUGGACGCGCACGCGCUCCGGCCACACGGGCACGAUGGAGUACAUGUCGCCCGAGACCAUCCUCGUCAACCCUGUCACAGGCCGACUCGAUGAGCUGAGCAGCAAAGCCGACAUUUGGUCGCUCGGCAUGAUCCUGCAUCUGCUCCUCUUCUUCACAUUGCCGUUCAGCCAGGUCGACGAUGUGGAUGCACUGCGCGGCGAGAUGGCGACUUACAAGGGCUUCAAGCGAGUUGACAUGGCAGGCAUGGGAAGGCGAAGUGACGGAGUCCUGCUGGGUCUGCUAGAGAGCAUGUUGCAGGUGGACCCGAUCAAAAGGCCGAGCUGUGGCGAAAUCCUGAAAGUACUCAUCGCGGCCAAGCGAGAAGGCGAGCAAGGCAACGCGAGGACUCCGCACCGACACAAAAGUGAGAGGGGCGAAGGAGACAAUGGGCACGGCGUCUCGCUGGCACUCUACCGACCUUCUGCACUAUCCUUUGCUUCGUCGGCUCCUUCUUCCCCGACGACCCCAAAGCAGAUUUCAGCCGGCACCCGAACUUCUCUCCUUCCGCGAAUGUCCAACGUGGUGCAAGCAGAAGCGACCUCAGUCGCGAUCGCCCUGCUCAAGUGCCUCUCACCCGCCCUGAUCUCUCGCUUCCUCUUGCCUUCCCGCCCACUCGACGUUGCAGCGAAUGCCGCGUGGCCGACCAACACAGCAAGCCUGCUCAUCCUCGUCCUCGCCCUCAUUGGCAACGCAGCCCACGGCCCGCAGAGCGUGCAUGUACGAAGGGCAUGCUGGUUGGGCCACGUGCUGCUGCUAGCUUGGCUCACGUUUUCCCCACGCGCAAUGUAA